This is a messenger RNA of Prunus armeniaca (apricot), 696 nucleotides long. The record is from the annotation of a GenBank genome assembly. NCBI's taxonomy places the organism in Eukaryota, Viridiplantae, Streptophyta, Magnoliopsida, Rosales, Rosaceae.
AUGACGGUGACAAGGUUAAUGAGAUUGCUGCCAAAACUGACAACGACAAGACCUUCACUUUCUUCUUCAUCUUUUCCAUUAAAAUGUUUAUUUUCUUCCACAUCAUCAUCAUCAUCACUGUCUUCGUCCGACGUCGUUUCGAGCACUGCUGCUGAUGCUGUUGAUCUUGGUGAUGAAGAAGAUGAUGAUGAUGUACCCAUCUACUCUAACCCAACUGCUGCUUCGGCGGUUAAGCCCAUGAUACCCACUCUUCUUCAGCCACGCGUUGUGGUCUACGAUGGGGUCUGCCAUCUCUGCCAUGGAGGGGUGAAGUGGGUGAUUAAAGCAGACAAGUACAGGAAGAUCAAAUUCUGUUGCCUUCAAUCGGAGACUGCUGAGCCUUAUUUGAGAUUGUGUGGUCUUGAUCGAGAGGAUGUUCUUCGUCGCUUUUUGUUUGUUGAAGGCCCGGGGCUAUACCACCAAGGCUCUACUGCUGCACUGAAAGUAUUGUCAUACUUGCCUCUCCCUUACUCUGCUUUAAGCGCAUUCAUGGUAAUCCCAACUCCUCUAAGGGAGAUUGUCUAUGAUUAUGUUGCCAAACGGCGCUAUGACAUCUUCGGCAAGUCUGAAGAUUGCUUAGUCUUGCAAGAGAAAGAGUUGCUGGAGCGUUUCAUUGAUAGGGAAGAGAUAAUGUAUCGAGCUCGACCAGAUUUUUAA